Molecule: messenger RNA, 5312 nt
Organism: Boleophthalmus pectinirostris (great blue-spotted mudskipper)
Lineage: Eukaryota; Metazoa; Chordata; Actinopteri; Gobiiformes; Gobiidae
Gene: vps39
Product: VPS39 subunit of HOPS complex
Biological process (GO): endosomal vesicle fusion; vesicle-mediated transport; autophagy
Cellular component (GO): cytoplasm; membrane
Source: RefSeq, a predicted model, not a curated record
GCCUUCCUCGUGAGUGAAACGUCGGUCACGUGCCUGUCAAACCUCUGCGCAGCGCAUCAGCACAGCGGAGGAAGUAGCAGGAAGCUAACAGCCUCCGCGUACAUUAACACCUCAUAAGAAACAUUCCCACUGUAAAUGAACUAAUGGCGGCCUAAAGAAACAAUCCAAGUGAGAGUCUAGAGGGAGCAGUCCGCUGUUAGCUCAAAGGAGUACAUAAAGUGACUGGAACAAUAUCUACAGUAUUCAAGAUGCAUGACGCCUAUGAAUCAGUGCCACUGCUGGAAAAGUUGCCUCUCCAAAUCGACUGUCUCACGGCCUGGGAGGACUGGCUGCUUGUAGGAACAAAACCUGGACAUCUCCUAUUAUACAGAAUAAAGAAGGACACUGCAACAAACCGAUUUGAAGUGACCUUGGUGAAAUCAAAUAAGAAUUUUUCAAAGAAGAUACAGCAGCUGUAUGUUGUCUCACAGUACAAAAUCCUGGUCAGUCUUCUAGAAAACAACAUCCAUGUUCAUGACUUGUUAACAUUCCAACAAAUCACUGUAGUAUCAAAAGCCAGAGGAGCCACAUUGUUUGCAUGUGACCUUGAGCAAACCAGUACAGGGGAGGAGAGGCUUAAGAUGUGUGUAGCAGUUAAAAAGAAGUUGCAGCUUUAUUAUUGGAAAGACAGAGAGUUUCUUGAGCUCCAGGGAGACUUUGCCGCUCCUGAUAUCCCAAAAUCUAUGGCCUGGUGUGGCAAUGCAAUUUGUGUUGGGUUUAAAAGAGACUAUUAUUUAAUUACUAUGGAGGGUGGUGUCACCAAAGAGCUCUUUCCCACUGGAAAGCAGUUGGAACCUUUGGUUGCCCCAUUGGCUGAUGGGAAAGUGGCAGUUGGACAGGAUGACCUCACCGUGGUGCUCAACGAAGAGGGAACUUUUACUCAGAAGUGCGCCCUCAAGUGGACUGACAUCCCUAUAGCAAUGGAGCACCAACCUCCGUACAUCAUUGCGGUCCUGCCUCGCUGUGUGGAGAUCAGGACCUUCGAGCCCAGACUGUUGGUGCAGAGUGUGGAGCUACAGAGGCCACGCUUCAUCACAUCUGCAGGUCCAAACAUUGUGUACGUUGCCAGUAACCAUUUCGUGUGGCGCCUGGUUCCUGUGUCUAUAGCCUGUCAGAUUCGGCAGCUUCUUCAGGACAAACAGUUUGAGUUGGCUCUUCAGCUUGCGAAGAUGAAAGAUGAUUCAGAUGGAGAUAAGAAGCAGCAGAUUCAUCACAUCCAGAAUCUUUAUGCCUUUAACUUGUUUUGUCAGAAGAAGUUUGAUGACUCCAUGCAGGUGUUUGCCAAACUGGGCACAGACCCCACUCAUGUGAUCGGCCUGUACCCAGACCUGCUCCCCACGGACUACCGAAAACAGCUGCACUACCCCAACCCUCUGCCCACUCUGUCUGGGGCUGAACUGGAAAAGGCUCAUCUGGCUCUCAUUGAAUACCUCAUACAGAAACGCAGUCACUUGGUCAAACAGUUGAAUGAUGCUGAUCCCUUCACCACCUCUCCGUUAAUGGAAGGUACACCGACCAUCAGAAGUCGCAAAAAACUGCUCCAGAUCAUAGAUACCACUCUACUCAAGUGUUACCUCCAUACUAAUGUAGCGCUUGUGUCUCCAUUGUUGCGUUUGGAGAAUAACCACUGCCACAUCGAGGUGAGCGAGGACGUCCUGAAGAAGGCUCAUAACAGCGAACUCAUCAUCCUCUAUGAGAAGAAGGGGCUGCACCAGAAAGCUCUGCAGGUGCUGCUGGACCAGUCCACAAAAGCCAACUCUCCACUGAAGGGACAUGAGCGCACAGUGCAGUAUCUACAGAGACUGGGAGUGGAGAAUCUGGGCAUCAUCUUUGAGUUUUCUCCCUGGGUACUGAAGAUCUGUCCGGAAGAUGGCCUGAAGAUUUUCACUGAGGACCUGACAGAGGUGGAGUCUUUGCCUCGAGACAAAGUGCUCAACUUCCUGAAAGAGGGCUUUAAGGAGCUGGCCAUACCAUAUUUGGAGCACAUCAUCUCAGUUUGGGACGAGAAGGGCCCUGAGUUUCACAACGUCCUGAUCCAGCUCUAUCUGGAAAGAGUUCAGAAAGCUUACCUCAACUCUCAGCCUGAAGGGUUCCCGGCUGUGGCAGCAGGUAAAGAGCCUGGAACACUGGGAGAGUUCAGACACAAACUCCUGUCCUUUUUGGAAGAGUCCAGCAGCUACGAACCAGAGAGGCUCAUCAGCAACUUCCCCUUCGAUGGCCUGUUGGAGGAGCGGGCGCUGCUGUUGGGACGGAUGGGUAAACACGAACAAGCGCUUUUCAUCUAUGUGCACAUCCUGAAGGACACACGCAUGGCUGAGGAAUACUGUCGAAGGCACUAUGACAGCUCAGUUGAAGGAAAUAAAGAUGUGUACCUGUCCCUAUUGAGGAUGUACCUGUCUCCUCCUGAUGUGCACUGUUUGGGGCCCAUAAAGAUGGAGGUUUGUGAGCCUCAGGCCAAUCUGCAGGCCGCUCUACAGGUCCUGGAGCUUCACCACAGCAAGCUCAACACCACCAAGGCCAUUAACCUGCUCCCGGCCAACACCCAGAUCCGUGAGAUCCGAGUGUUUCUGGAGAGCGUGCUGGAGGAGAAGGCCCAGAGGAAGCGCUGUAACCAGGUCCUCAAGAGUCUACUCCAGGCUGAGUUCCUCCGGGUUCAAGAGGAGCGAAUUUAUCAUCAGCAGGUGAAGUGUGUCAUCACAGAGGAGAAGACCUGCCGCGUCUGCAAGAAGAAAAUCGGAAACAGUGCUUUUGCCCGGUAUCCCAAUGGAGUCGUAGUGCACUACUUCUGCUGCAAAGACCGAAACACCUGCCCCACGGACCUGUAGCUCUCCACCUCCUAUUGAGACUAACUGAGAAUAACUCCUGUACACCCCAAUGGGACAGGCUAAAACAGGCACAAGAACUAAACAUAUCCAAACCAUAUUGACUUGAACUAGCCUGGCUUCAAAGUGCACCAGAUCUGUGUGCCUGGAAAAGCAGAAGGAAUUUCUCAAGCGCAUUGGGCAAGAAAGAAGAAAAAGCAUUGGCAUUCGAAAGGCAUGUGUCAGUAAUAUGUUAAACAGGAUUCUCCAGACUUAAGGUGGGAGCUACAGACGAGACAGGACCUAAGGCCAAAUGGACAAAGCCUGGAGGUAACUUCAAAAACUCCUAAAGAGCAAAACUGUUUAUUUUUUGGUUUUCUAUUCUUCACUCCUCUGUUUACUGUGCCAUACAGUCUCCCGGACAAAUGCUGAAUGCCUUUCUGAACAAUCACAUGAAAAUAAAUUUUGACCCUACAUUAUAUUGUCUUUUUCCAUCUAAUUAUUUUAUGUUAAAGGUGUUAAGGUGCUUUUCUCUAUCGAGAUUGCUUUGUCUGGAACGUUUCACAGUAUGGCAUUAUGCCAUUCUAUUUUCAUAGAGACUAAACCAGACCAAUUUACAGGUGAGAUCUGUGGAGAGGCAACCCUGCUCAGUCAAAAUGCCUGUUUUUCUAGGUAUUAUUGAGCUAUAAAACCACCUGUAAUUGAAUAAUUGUAAGGAAGAGCUGUUUAAAAAAAGUUUUAAAAGCUGUGGAACAUUUCAGGCAGAGCAAUGAAAUCUCUGUACAUCCAGCCAAAAAGUUACAUAGUGCACCUUUAACUGAACACCUAUAUUUUAAGUAGAUCAGCUAGAUCAGGGGUCUCCAACCUGUAGCUCUCCACCUGCUUCCAAGUAGCUCGCCAAGGGAUUUCUGAAAACUAUAUAUUGUGGAUAAUAAGUAGAAUUUGAUUAAUUACCACUGUAAAUUUAUUAUUUUGAUGCAUAACUGUGUGUAUCAAUAAAUGGGCAAUGGCUUAUGUUAUAUAAGCAUCUCACUGGUCCUCAUCUAAGGCUUGCUAUGGCUCUUAUAUAUACUCUGUUUCUUUGUGACUGCUGAAAUUGCUAGCUCUCUGGCAUUUUUGUUUUGUACAUGUCGCUCACUGGAGAAAAAGGUUGGAAACCACUGAACUAGAUUAUUUGCUUUGGAUGGAAAAAGUGUUGUAAUGUAUUUAUUUUGGGUUACUGUUUAAUUUUUUGAGAGAAGACUGCAUGAAGUUGCUUCUUUUUUGUUUACUUUAUAUCAGUAGUUUGACAUGCGACUUAUGUAGGUAUCUUUAUUUUAACUUUAUUUUGUGUUCAGCAUACAGGAUUUAGUUUUGUGAAAUUUGGGAGUCCAUAGACAGAACAAAAGCUACACUAAUAUACUUGUGUUUGCUGGCAGUAUGGCACUAGAUAACUCUGCAACCUUUAACAUUUUAAUUCAUUCAUUGUUUCAGGUGAUUAAAAGAGAUAAUCCAAUACAUACAUCUAAAAUAUAACAAUGCAGUCUGUAAAAUGUACAAUACAAUACAAUAUAAAGUUUGGAUAGUCCUUACUUGCUUAAAGAGCCCAUAUUACACUAUAAUGUUGUCCUCAUCAAAAACAUACCUGGAGUUGUGUUUUGUUUCAUUUACACAUUUAAUGUGCAAACCCUCCACAAUAGGCUGAGUUCUUCUCUUAAACGGAAAACGCUCUGUUCCAUCUUAUGAUGUCAUGUGGUAAUACAAGAAGUGCUCCACUGUAUUUUUAUUCUUACAUCUUCACUAAAAUAAUUUGAAUAAUCAGCUGUAUAAUUGAAAUAAUACAUUUAAAAUAAUAACAAUGUCACAAAAAGUAAGUAGUAUAAGGUUGUUUAUAAAAUAUGUCUACAAUAUAAUGUUUGGAUAGCCCUUACCUGCUUAAUUAUUACAACAUAAACAGGAUUUGAAUUCAUUUUUUGGUGUGGGGAGUACAUACAAAUUGACUACAACUUCUAUCUAUGGAUUGCCUAUAACACAACCUAUGUUACAUUAACCUUAAGUUUUGUUUUCUCUGUAUUGCCUUCUCUUUUACAUAACAUAAUAUGAAGUCAAUGUUACAGCACUUUAAUGGUGGGAGAAUGCCUUUUUAUUUAUUGUUAAAUCAGAUACUUGAUAAUCUGUAUUAAUGUAAUGAAAUACUGGUUUACAAGUAGUGAAAGAAGCAGGACUUACUAAGAAAUUGUUGUGAAUAAUUCUUUACUAAUUUAAUACGGACACUGAAGAUUGUGAGAGUAGUGGGGGACGUUGAAAAGUAAUGGCCUUACAUGUGUUUUAUUUCAGAUUUCAAGUAGCAUUAACUGUCUUUCCUGCUUCAAAAACAACACUUUGCACUCACUGCUACGACUGUUUCAGAUAUUUUUACUAUUAAUACAAUGGUGAACUGUAACACGAGAGGUACUGGCUUUAAUCAUUAUUAAUAAAUACAUGUAAACUGUA